GCAGGUUGUGCAGGGAGAUUCACGAUGAUGCACCACACCGGCAAUUCUGCCUGUUAUCUGUGACAGAUAUGCUAUAUUUCACUGCGAUAGGAAAGCGCUCCUAACAUGUAGAACCUCAUAUUAAACGUGUAGAUUAAAUUACUUGCACAGGCUACUCCGUGCUGUCGUACGUUUAAUGAUAAUCAGAUAGCCAAUACCGAAGAUAGUCCAAUAUUAGCGUUAGCGAGUUAGCCUAGCCUGGCGCAGUCCACCAUGUUUGAGUUUCUCCGACUGUUGUAUGCAGCGCAGCCGGAAUAGGCGGUCCUGAAGAGUCGCCUCGGGCCCAUGUCGUGGCAAUGGCGUUGUCUGUGGCUCCUAUCAGACAUUUAAGAGGAUGAAUACGGCGUUUUGUAUCGAUGAAUUCCGACAAAACUUUGAAAGCGACAAGCAGUGGUUAGCUAGGAAAUUAUUUAUAAACAAACUCCUUGACAAGUACGAAGCAAAUAAUAUAGAUCAGCUGCUCUCCCUGUCGAUGGUGUGGGCAAACCAUGUGUUCAUGGGAUGCAGGUAUGGCCCACAACUGAUGCAGCGAGUGCUUGAGAUGGCAGAAGGGAUUCAUGUUGGCGAAAUGCCCUCCUAUGAACUAGUCCCAAGUGCUGAAGCAAAAAAGAGGCCGAAUUCAUCUGAUGGAAGAGAGGAGCCCAUGAGGAAGAUGCCUGUGUCAAAAUUUGGCUCUAGACCACGAUUUGAGCCAGUGCAGUUUGUCAGUGGCACCAGCACCAGCAGCAGUUGUCUGGGGAGUACCGAUGAAAAAGAGAAUGAGAAGGAGCGCAGGGGUGGGGAGAUGAACAGUGUGAGACAAAGGGAGCCAGACCAGCCAUACAACAGUGGACGUGGUUACAGUUCUUCAUCCGCCUCUUCAUUCGACAGAGGAUCGUCGUAUGGCUAUGAUUCUUGGGCUGAUCACAGAGGCAAGGACAUGUCAUUCGGCAGCAAGAGUGGUCUUGGCUAUGGCAGUAGAGGGUCCACCUCAAACUUUAUGGGAAAACUGCAGCAGGAUUACACCGCAAGAUAUGAGGCACACACUGCAAGACAGGCAAACUCACCCACCCAAGCUGGUAGAUUUGAUGGAUAUGCAGGUGGUAGGCCUGGAGGCUGGGAUUCAGGGCGGCAAGGGUUGGGCUAUGGGCAUCAGGACAGACCAUCAUCUAGCAGGGCUUUCAGUAGAGUCUAUGACAGUCCAAGCAGGAGCAGCCCUGGCCUACUGCCUACACCAUCUAUGCCAAUCCCAAUUCCCUCAGCAACAUUGGAGGAGAAGCAGAGGCUAAUUGGCAGGGUUUUGUCUGCUAUAGCCAUUACUCUCCGGGAUCCUGCAUUUGUGGGAGGACCUGAUGGUCCAAAUUACAAUUUUAUUCUCAGCCGCAGCAUUCAAGCUUGUAAAACUAACCCGGAGUACAUUUAUGUAAAUUUAAAGGAUAUCCCUCCAGCUGAUCUGCCUAAGAACAGAAAAGUGCCGUCUGAAGGUUACGCAUGUGAGCUAAGGUGUUCGUGUGUGUACCUUGCAACAGGAUACUCUGGAAGCAAAAAUGGUGCCAGGGAUCGCGCAUCAGAGCAGGCUGUCAAACUUUUCAUGAAGCCAGUGGAAGUUCGUGUUGUACAGCGUCAGUAUAAGCGUAAUUAUGUCAAUGACAUGGUGGUGUGCCAGUUAAACACCCCAACUCCAGCCUUAGUUCCGCCUCUCCGCAACCCAGAGGAUAACCCACCACCCAAUACCAAGGGUCAGUAUGUGCCUGAUAGAAGCAAACACUGGACAGAGUUUGUGCUAAUGGAGAAUGCCCAUGAUGCCAUCUGCAUCCUCAACAAUUCUGCUGCCUACAACCGCAUGAAAAUUGAUUACACAUUUGACCCAAUACCUAACAGCAAUCUGUGGCUGUGUAGUGUAUACUUACAAGAUGAGCUUUUGGCUCAAGCCAGAGGAUCUAAGAAGAGCUCUAAGCAUGCUGCAGCUGAGGAGGCUGUGAAGAAGCUGUGAACUAAUCAGGCAGCUCGCCAACAUCAGGAACAUCAGGAACAUCAUCAUCACCACCAUCAGCAGCAGCCGCAGCCACAGCAGCAGCAACAGCAACAGCAACAGUUUCCUCAAGGUAACCACAACUUUGACCAGCCCACUGGCCGUUUUAGCCAGCAUGGUGGCCGUAAGAAGCAGCUCAGUGAGUUGGUUAUUUUAGAAAACUCUGAUAAUGCCAUUUGCAUUAUCAAUGACACUGCGCAGUUCAACAAAGUGGCUGCUGACUACAAAUUUACUGUGCUACCAGAUCAUCGCUGGAGAUGUGAAGUUUAUAUAGAAGGACAGUUUGUGGCUGCAGGCAUUGGACCCAAGAAGACAGUUAAACAUAUUGCAGCUGAGGAAGCAAUUGCCACUCUGAAACGGACACAGGCAGUGGUAAAGUCCAACCUCAGGAAGGAGGGGCAUGUGGAUGCCAUUUCCCGCAAUCAAAUUAUAGCUCGCUCUGGUGAGGAGUCCAUGCGACAGGAAAUCAAGGAGGACAACAUCGGUAACCAGUUGCUGCGCAAGAUGGGCUGGACAGGUGGCGGGUUGGGUCGAGAGGGAGAGGGCAUUGCAGAGCCGAUCAUGGUAAAGGAACAGUUUUCCAGGGAAGGACUUGGUAUGGAUAUGGAUAGGCAUGGGAAUCAGCUGACUAAGCGUGAUAUUGAGGAAAUCAUACGUAAUUAUGCGUGCUCAGAUCGCCAGGAUGACCUGCGCUUUUCCACUGAGCUCAAUAAUGAUGAGCGCAAGCAGAUCCAUCAGGUCUCCCAAAAAUAUGGGCUGCGGAGCAAGUCUUACGGACAGGGAAGACAGCGUUUCCUUGUGGUUAGCCGAAGAGUGCAGAAGGAGCAGCUAAUCGGUCAGCUGUUGCAAGAGGGGCAAGUGGGACGAUAUGAGCUUGUGAAACCUCAGGCCUCUCACUGACUGGGGGGAAAAAAGAAAAACCUCAGAGAAACCUAUAAAUCAGUGUUUCCACAGCCCUGUUCCUGGAGUAUCCACGCUCUGCACAUUUUAGGGGGUUCCUUACUCCAAACACUCCAGCCUUGACUACUCUGCUAAUUAACAGGCUCCUUAGUGAGUUUGAAAUGGAUGUGUUAGAACACAGACUAAACCUGAAGUGCAGGGGUCCUCUGGAACAGGACUAGGAAAUACUGUUACAGAUGACCGUUACUAUGAGUAAAGCAGUAGUACUUUGUUUAUUUGCUUCAAAAGAGCGUGAAAUGUAUUUUUCAAACAAAGUGUCAGGUAACACCCUCUGUUGCGUCUGUAUUCCUGAGAGAAUGAUCAUUUUUAAUGGAUCGCACACUCCUCCUUUCCCCCAUGCAAUGCCAUAGAUUUUGUCUACUGUAGAGUUUGUGCUAGGUUAACUCAAGGCACUAUUAUGUACACAAGCUACCUUACUAACUGAGGUUUGUCAUACCUUGUAUCCUGUGAUUUUUAUGGACAUUAGUAGUGGAUCUUAAGACAGCAUGUGCUCCUUUCAAAUCGAAACAUUCCAUUUUCAUUAAAAUUUCACAAUGGACAAUAUAUCCAUCCCCUGUUCAUGUGCAGUAAGUUAGACCUUUUAAAUUAUUUAAAAAAAACAUGUUAAAAAAAACAAAACAAAAAAAAACACAGUUUGGGAAGGGGGAGUACCAUUACACACUUGUCACAUUACAGUCAGAUAACCAGUGUUAGCGGUAUUUUAAAAGAUCCAAGACAUCAUUGGAAGCUAGUUAACUGAACUGUCUUCCCUUUGAGAAAUGCCUAAGCAGCCAUUCUUGUGAUUUACUCUACAUAAGUCUUUAGGUUUUGUGAAUACCGUGAAGUGUCUGCUUGUUUUGGCAUACAUAUUAAACAAAUGUAAUCUGUC
Messenger RNA from Colossoma macropomum (tambaqui), 3878 nucleotides. It is a transcript of the gene nkrf, whose product is annotated as NFKB repressing factor. Gene Ontology annotation, molecular function: nucleic acid binding. The transcript is spliced from 3 exons. The record is from RefSeq and is a predicted model, not a curated record. Lineage: Eukaryota; Metazoa; Chordata; Actinopteri; Characiformes; Serrasalmidae. Gene Ontology annotation, cellular component: nucleoplasm; nucleolus.